GUCUAUAUAAACAAGCCACUCACUUAUCCAUUUUUAAUCAACAAGAAAAAAAUGGUGCUACUAGAAAAACUAUGGGAUGAUGUUGUAGCCGGUCCACACCCUGACCGUGGCCUAGGCAAGCUCAGGAAGCUCCAAGUUCAAAACUUAGCCAACCAAGAAGGGGAGGCGGCGAAAUAUCAGAGGUCAGUGUCAAUGCCGGCAGCUACAUCGGCUAGCCCCGGAACACCAGGAACACCAACAACACCAACGACGCCGAAUUCGGCACGUAGUAAGGAUAACGUGUGGAGGAGUGUGUUUAACCCAGGCAGUAACCUCAACUCUAGGAAUAUUGGAAAUCAGAUCUUUGAUAAGCCCUCUCAAGCAACCUCUCCUACUGUUUAUGACUGGCUCUACAGUGGAGAGACGAGGAGCAAGCAUAUUUGAGUGACCAAUUGACAAAAGUUCAACUGAGUACUAGUGAUAACCUUUUACUAUGUUAUUGUUACAUAUCUAGUUAUUUGCCUUUGAUGUUGCUAAUGAACCAUGAUGUUAUUCAUGGUUUCAUGUCCUGUAAAUAUAAUUAUGUAGUGUUCAUCGUCUUCGCCCGACGACGUGAGUUUUGUUGUCACGGUUGUUCCUGGACUAGACUUCUUUUUGUUGCAUGUAAUGCUGCUUUUUUUUAGCUACCUUGUUGUCUGACGUUGUUGGUUGUAAUGAAGAUAUGAACCAUAAAGUCGACAUUCGUUGAUCAAAACCUACUUGUGUUGAUUUUGUUUUCCUUUGAUUUCAAA
Molecule: messenger RNA, 770 nt
Organism: Chenopodium quinoa (quinoa)
Lineage: Eukaryota; Viridiplantae; Streptophyta; Magnoliopsida; Caryophyllales; Amaranthaceae
Product: auxin-repressed 12.5 kDa protein-like
Exons: 3
Coding region: 52-423 (123 amino acids)
Source: RefSeq, a predicted model, not a curated record